AUGAAGACGCCCUCGGGAAAGAAAAAUAAUGGAGGCCAGAAGCUUGGCACCCUGCUGCAGUCCCUGCCAGAGUUGAAUCCAAACCUAAAAUCCCCGUCCCUGGAUGAUGUCAACUUGGCUAAUUGUCACAAUGAAGUUCUAAAUCUCCUGAACAACUCAAAGUUGGAAGAUGCACACUUCAAAGACUGUCGACUCCUGGAGAAAUGUGAAGUGAAGGAGGACUUUCUUCUGCCUUUUGUGACUGCACUGAAAGGGCUCUUGUCACUUCGCUCCCUCACAUUAUCCCAAAACCGCCUGGCCAAUGGUAUAAUUGCACUGGGAGACCUAUUUUCAGGAGAUUCUCCUUCCAGGAUACAGAGACUGGACAUCAGCUCCAACUACAUUUUACCGACGGGACUGCUGGAAUUUGGGAGACGGUUGGAGUACAGCCCUCCACCGCCUGGACUGACUGUAGAUCUGCGGUGCAACCCCCUCGAUCGUGACCCCCAGGUCACAGAGGAAGCUCUGCUGAAGCUUCGCCCUCUUUGCUGUGUCCUCACAGAUGACUGGAAUUCCAGAACUACUAUGGCUGACCACAUUAGUGUCAUGGCAACAGUGUGA
Conger conger (European conger) is the source of this 600-nucleotide messenger RNA. Its product is annotated as leucine-rich repeat-containing protein 41-like. The coding region runs from base 1 to 600 and encodes 199 amino acids. The transcript is spliced from 6 exons. Lineage: Eukaryota; Metazoa; Chordata; Actinopteri; Anguilliformes; Congridae. The record is from RefSeq and is a predicted model, not a curated record.